This is a messenger RNA of Debaryomyces fabryi, 1164 nucleotides long. RefSeq lists its product as uncharacterized. The record is from RefSeq and is a predicted model, not a curated record. Gene Ontology annotation, molecular function: RNA binding. Lineage: Eukaryota; Fungi; Ascomycota; Pichiomycetes; Serinales; Debaryomycetaceae. Gene Ontology annotation, cellular component: U2 snRNP; U2-type spliceosomal complex. The transcript has a single exon. Bases 1 to 1164 code for a protein of 387 amino acids.
AUGCUGGAUUUUCCUGAUGCACCCCCUCUUCCUUCGGUAGUAGCCAAGGAUCCGGAUAUCCUUAAAACUGUGGAUAAGAGACUCUCGUAUGAUAAAGGCUCAUCGCAAUGGCUUUUUGAGGUGAAUAAAGAUAAUACGUCAACAGAAUAUUACUAUAACUUCAUUCUUGAGAGAUGGAUACCAAAAACAGAAAACGAAGAUAGUGAUCGAAAAAGAAGUCAUGAGGAUGACGAAGAUACUAUUCAGGAAGAGGAAGAAGAAAAUAAGUUGGCUAUCAGAAAUUUGAAAAAGCAGAAGCUCAAAGAGAUGAAAGAACAAAUGAAUAAAUCUAAAACAGAUGGAAAUAUGAAUAAGUCUGGGUUUGAAAAUACGGGUAUUUAUAUAUCACAAUUACCCCAGGAUAUUACAAAAGAUGAACUAAAGGAAACUUUUAGUAAAUAUGGUUUAAUAUCAGAGGACUAUAAGACAGGUGAGCCACGAAUUAAAAUCUAUCAUAAUGAUGAUAAGCGUGAUGCAUUGAUAAUAUAUCAUGGCAAAGAGAGUGUUUCCUUGGCUAUCGAAAUGCUUGAUGACUCGUUUAUAAGGCCACCAUCUGGCAAGGAGCAGGAGAAGAUAAAAGUUCAACCAGCUGAGUUCAAAAAACCAGAUUCAGACAACACUAACGACAAGAAAAAAACACUCACUUAUGAAGAGAAAAAGUUGUUAAAUAAGAAAAAGGAAAUGAUGAAGAAAAAGCUAUCGAGUUGGGACGAUGAUGAAGCAGCUGUUCAAGGGGAGGAGCUGGAUAAGACGAAUAACAUCAAGAAGAGAAUCUGGGAUAAAAUCGUGGUUAUAGAGAAAAUGUUUCGGGUUGAAGAAUUUAAAAGUGAUCCGUUAUUAGAAAUGGAUUUGAAGGAGGAUAUUCAAGAAGAAUGCAAUAAACUUAAAAUAGGGAAUGAUGUCACGAAAAUUACUAUCUACGAUCUAAGCGGUAUAAUUACUGUUAAAUUCAACAACAGUGACCUGAGCUUAAAAUGCAUUGAAAGCUUCAGUGGAAGAUACUACGAUGGUCUUACACUCAAAGCUUAUCUCUACCAAGGUGAGAAAUUCCAAAAAACAAGCCCAGAAAAGGAUAAUGAAGAUGAACGACUUGAUAGUUUCGGCAACUGGUUAGAAAAGAAAUAA